CUUCCAUCCCUAAUUACGACAGCACAUGGAUUUGUUUUGUUUACAUCGCGCGCGUAGAAUUUCGUGAUAGUAUUUCAAUUAUGUUGGCGCCCAUUAAACACUUGUUGAGCAACUAUCGUGUGGUGCUGGCCAGUGGCUCUCCUCGCCGCCAGGAGCUUGUGCAAAUGCUGGGUCUCAAUGCGGAAUUGUGUCCUUCGACAUUCGAGGAGAAUCUCAACUUGGCGGACUUUAAAGAGUUCUCCGACUACAUUGAGGCCACCGCACUUGGCAAGGCGGAGGAAGUCUUCAGCCGCUUGAGCAGCACAGGUGAUGGUAAACAGUUGCUGGUGAUUGCUGCCGAUACGAUGGUCACACUAGGCAAAGAGAUUUACGGUAAGCCGAAAGAUGCCGCCGAUGCCGUCCGCAUGCUGACCAAUUUAUCAGGUGCCUGCAAUCGGGUCUUUACGGGCGUGGUGCUCAAACAUGCUAACGGAGUACGUCAAUUUACGGAUACGGCCGAUGUUUACUUUGGCGAACUGUCGGCGGCACAAAUCCAAAGCUAUGUGGACAGCGGUGAUCCACUCGACAAGGCAGGCGCCUAUGGAGUACAGGGACCUGGUGGAGCGUUGAUUCCCCGCAUCGAUGGUGACUUCUACUGUGUGAUGGGUCUGCCAUUGAAUCGUCUGUGCUGCGAGUUGAACAAGCUCUUUCUGGAGGAUUUGACAAACUAAUAACCACAACAAAAGUAAAGAAAUCAGCUAACACUUCUUGUCAGUCGCUCGCUUAUCACAAUCCGAAGAGAAAAGUUCUAAUCUGUUGCAACGUCAGAGGCUAUACUUAACUGAUAACGCGUUCUGUUUGUAUUCGUAAUUGUAUACUUUUGUUUCUCCGUAGACUAAGUCAAGAGUACAAAUUAAAACAAGGCCUUUAAAAGUCAAACUGCUGUGUUGUUUUAUGGUAAAUUACUCAAGAAAUUACCAACAUAAUCUUAUAGAGUUGCUACGUACUUAAAAUACAAUAACUUGAAUAUUAUUCAGUUAAAAUUAAUCAAUGUUAAAGCUAAAUAAU
Messenger RNA from Drosophila albomicans, 1047 nucleotides. Its product is annotated as dTTP/UTP pyrophosphatase. The coding region runs from base 81 to 710 and encodes 209 amino acids. The transcript is spliced from 4 exons. Gene Ontology annotation, molecular function: nucleoside triphosphate diphosphatase activity. The record is from RefSeq and is a predicted model, not a curated record. NCBI's taxonomy places the organism in Eukaryota, Metazoa, Arthropoda, Insecta, Diptera, Drosophilidae.